Messenger RNA from Raphanus sativus (radish), 1288 nucleotides. RefSeq names its product putative F-box protein At1g46984. NCBI's taxonomy places the organism in Eukaryota, Viridiplantae, Streptophyta, Magnoliopsida, Brassicales, Brassicaceae. The transcript has a single exon. The record is from RefSeq and is a predicted model, not a curated record. Gene Ontology annotation, molecular function: protein binding. Bases 20 to 1210 code for a protein of 396 amino acids.
CACCACAGCAAAAAUCGCCAUGAACAUAGAUAUAAGCAACAAUCCAGCGAAACACCUUAAAAUCGUCAAACGCCAAACACGAUCAUCCAAAAAGUUUUCAACGUAUGUAGGGGAAAACUCGGAGACGCUUCCCAUCGAUCUCAUCAUCGAGAUCCUCAAGAGAUUACCAGUAAAAACAAUUUCACUAUGUCGUUGUGUCUCAAAGAAAUGGGAUUCAUUACUUAGCAGUCCACAUUUCAACAAAUCGUUCCUGGCGAGGUCAUCCAGUCGGCCACAACUUUUGUUCACGUUUGAAUUCAAAGGCAAGUGGCACUUCUUCUCAUCCCCUCAGAAUCUUUUUGAUGAGGCAGCAAGUGUUGUAGCACCGGAUAAUCAUAUGAAUAUCUCUGGAGAUUGGUACAAGGAAGUUUGUCUAUCCGCCAACGGUUUUAUCUACCUUUACGAAAAGCAGAUCCUAAAGGGAAAGAUGGAAAGGGUUCCUGUGCUGUGUAACCCUAGCACAGGUCAGAAAACACAUCUACCUAAAGUGAGAGCGAAGAAUAACGAUUUAAGAAGCUUUCUCGGGUAUGAUCCUAUCGAGAAGCAAUUCAAGGUUUUGUGCAUGACUGUAACAAGGUAUGGAAAUCAAUUUAACUCAAGAGAGCUUCAUGUCCUGACAUUAGGGAAAGGAAACCUAACGUGGAGAAAGAUAGAAUGUGAGUUUCCAUAUGUUCAUCAGAAGCACAAAAAGGGUAUAUGCAUCAAUGGAAUACUGUAUUUCGCAGCUCAGAAGAACACUACUAAUGUGAUAGCAUGCUUUGAUGUUAAGUCUGAAAAGUUUAGGUUUAUACAAAUAGAUUAUAACUUUUUAUCGAUAAUAAAAUACAAGGGAAAAUUAGGUGUCUUAAUCUUUGAUUCUGUGAACGGUAAUCUGUUAUGGGUUCUAGAUGAUACCGAGAAAGGAAAAUGGUCAAAGCAUAGCCUUUUUUUCCCAGAUAGGAUUUUCUGGAAUUUAAAAUCAGUCUGGGGAACUGAUACGGGCGAAAUAGUUUGGGCUCAAUGGCCUUGGAAACAACCAUUCUAUGUUUUCUACUACAAUGUGGAGAGAAAGAGUGUUAGAAGAGUUGAGAUCCAAGGAAUUGAAGAAAAUGUCUUUAUGCAUCCAGCUGAACGCCCUGCUGAAGUCUUCACCUUCCCAAACCAUGUUGAGAAUUUGAUGUUUCGGCAAUAAAUCCGUGGCUGAUCGCCGGAUCUUUGCUCUUUUUUUUAUUAUAUAUAUUUGCUGAACUCUAAGACCUAGACCAUUUCU